This is a messenger RNA of Castor canadensis (American beaver), 4653 nucleotides long. NCBI's taxonomy places the organism in Eukaryota, Metazoa, Chordata, Mammalia, Rodentia, Castoridae. The record is from RefSeq and is a predicted model, not a curated record.
UGUGUGUGUGUGUGUCUGUGUGUCUGUGUGUGUGUGUGUCUCGUGUGUGUGUGUGUGUGUGUGUGUGUGUGUGUGAAGAAGCCGGUCAGACCUGCUAGAAGCUCUCCAGCACCCCUGGGUUCCCUGUUGUUUUGUAUUUGGUAGAAGAGAAUGAGUUCAUCCUGUAUGCCACACGCAAAUCUAUCUACCGCUAUGACCUUGCGUCUGGUGCCACGGAGCAAUUGCCACUCACAGGACUGAGGGCGGCAGUAGCACUGGACUUUGACUAUGAGCACAACUGCUUGUAUUGGUCUGACCUGGCCUUGGACUCCAUCCAGCGCCUCUGUUUGAAUGGGAGUACAGGACAGGAGGUGAUCAUCGGCUCCGGCCUGGAGACAGUAGAGGCUUUGGCCUUUGAGCCCCUCAGCCAGUUACUAUACUGGGUGGAUGCUGGCUUUAAAAAGAUUGAGGUAGCUAAUCCUGAUGGUGACUUCCGACUCACAAUCAUCAAUUCCUCUGUGCUUGAUCGGCCCAGGGCUCUGGUCCUCAUGCCUCAAGAGGGGGUGAUGUUCUGGACUGACUGGGGAGACCUGAAGCCUGGUAUUUAUCGAAGCAAUAUGGAUGGUUCUGCUGCCCAUCGUCUUGUGUCGGAGGAUGUGAAGUGGCCCAAUGGCAUCUCUGUGGAUGACCAGUGGAUCUAUUGGACGGAUGCCUACCUGGACUGUAUUGAGCGCAUCACUUUCAGUGGCCAGCAGCGCUCAGUCAUCUUGGACAACCUCCCUCACCCCUAUGCCAUUGCUGUCUUCAAGAAUGAGAUCUAUUGGGAUGACUGGUCGCAGCUCAGCAUAUUCCGAGCUUCCAAGUACAGCGGGUCCCAGAUGGAGAUCCUGGCCAGCCAGCUCGCAGGGCUGAUGGACAUGAAGAUUUUCUACAAGGGGAAGAACACUGGAAGCAAUGCCUGUGUGCCCAGGCCAUGCAGCCUGCUGUGCCUGCCCAAGGCCAACAACAGCAAAAGCUGCAGGUGCCCAGAGGGUGUGACCAGCAGUGUCCUCCCCUCUGGGGACCUAAUGUGUGACUGUCCUCAGGGUUAUCAGCUGAAGAACAACACCUGUGUUAAAGAAGAGAACACCUGUCUUCGCAACCAGUAUCGCUGUAGCAACGGGAACUGUAUCAACAGCAUUUGGUGGUGCGAUUUCGACAAUGACUGUGGAGACAUGAGUGAUGAGAGAAACUGCCCUACUACCAUCUGUGACCUAGACACCCAAUUCAGGUGCCACGAGUCUGGGACUUGUAUCCCGCUCUCCUAUAAAUGUGACCUUGAAGACGACUGUGGAGACAACAGUGAUGAAAGCCACUGUGAAAUGCACCAGUGCCGGAGUGACGAAUAUAACUGCAGCUCUGGGAUGUGCAUCCGUUCCUCCUGGGUGUGUGAUGGGGACAACGACUGCAGGGACUGGUCUGACGAAGCCAACUGUACUGGUCAGUACUUCCUAAACUCAAUUAACUGUUCAUGUACUAGUUAGCAUUAUGGCUUUACGUGAUCGUGGAAUUUAGACUCUGAGAAUUAGUUUGGACCUUAGCAAUCAGCUAGUUCAGUGCUGGUCUAUGAUAAGGUAAGGAGCUUGUGCCAUAAUGUAAAUUAAUACCCUGCUUCCUUCAUCGGAAAGUCUUACUAAGAAAAAUGCUAAUGAAACUAAACAGUGUUCUGAGUGAUACAGUUCUCUUGUAUUCUGGCUCAAUCUUCUCAGUUCUUCAGAACCAAUAAUAAACAGUUCACAGAAUGGUUCCUGGUGUAGGGACCAUAUUUUGAGUAACACUGAACUAAUUUGUGUGUUUCAAACAGAGCAUCUGAGGGCUCCCCCAGACGAUUAAAAUGUAAGCUGUGCUUCUCCCUCUUUGGGAUAAGAUUUCAUUAAAAAUAAAGUCAAAAACGUGAUGAAUGAGAGGGGAAUGGUAGGUGGUAUAAGGUAAGGGCCAUGUCUUUCAUGAUUAUUACAUUGUAUGAAUGAGUCUGUGGUGGCCAUAUACAUUAUGUUGGAGGGGGCGGGGGCAUCAAGUAGAGCAGAAAGUUGGCACAGUUGUGGAAAAAUAAAAGCAAAUUCCUUUUAAUAUCCAUGACUGUGAUCCUGUAUGUUCAUAUGAUUACAAUUUUGUCAAAAAAUGAAAUAAGUUUUAAAAUCCCCCAGUUCCAUUAUGUGAUGAGUAGUUUGCUCUGCAACCUUCUGUAGAAGUCUCCAUUCAGUUUGGUCCUACGCCCCUUCAGAGUAACCCAUGUGCAUCACACAGGAUGCUCCGUGAUGCUACCAAAUUCAGGCUCCGAGAAGGUCCCCGUGUCCUUUCUGGUGCAAUUCAAUAUUUGCACCUCCAUGCUGGGAAGGCAGUAGGAAAAUUCUUUGUAUAGGAGCCAUGACUUGCAGAGCAGAGAAACCAAGGUUGGCAAAGAAGAUACCAUCAACUCAGGAAGCAUGUGGAUGCUGCCUGGGAGCUUGGGUCUUGGAUGGAUAAUUGGUUAAUAAAUUAGGUGCAUUUGGGCAUUUCAGUUUGUAAAUUGUGGUAUGAUUGAACAUCUUGUUAGUGCAACCACAUUAGUCAAACUCAAAUUCCAGGAGCACAUGCCGGUCUUCCAGAAUGAAUUAACAAUUCCAGGUCUGGUGGGCAGGCUUGUCAUAAGCUCCUGGUUUUAUCUCUGGUUUUCUUCUGGCAGGGCUCACUGGGGAAAAUUGAGAGUUUUGCCAUUCAGUUGCAGCCUUCAGUGACUAUUUUUCCAAUCCUUUUCAAGAUGAUUCUCUUUUUCAUCAUCUCAAAAUAGAGAAUGGUUGUGAGUGCAUUGUGAUAUAUGGCAUGAUACUUCAUUUCCUGAUCUAUUAAAUUAAGCCAAAGAAAAUAGGUCAGAACCAGCUGCCCUCCUGGGGGGCUCACACACGUGCUCACACACGUUCUCUGUGUUGUCCCUUUUCCUUGUUCUUCUCCCUGAUGUUGCUAUCCACAAGGCCCUUCAGCCUGCCUUUCAUUGUUUUUUAAAGCAUACAUUUGAUUAGCCAUUGUUACCAUUAGACAUUUUAUGUGUAUUCUUAAUAUCUUUUUCCUCUCCUAGAUAUACAAGCACUUUAAAUUCCUGCCCACGGUUCCCACGCUAAAAUACUUAGUAAAAUAUUGAGUAUUUUAAAGCACUAAAUGUUUGGUAUUUUAAUUUUAUAUUUUAAAAAUCUUAAAAUUAGGACUGGUAGUAUAGCUCAGUGGUAGAGUACUUGCUUAGCAUGGGCAAGGCACUGAGUUCUAUUCCUAACACUGCAAAAUAAACACAAAAUUAGUUAUUGUUACUUGAAUGAUCACAUUUACUUAUAGGUAUGUAACUACUUACCAACUACCUGGGCUUGUAUCCAGGGCCUCCUUUGAUGGAUAUCCCUCAUUGGUUCUUACAGAAGAGGUCUGAAAGUGCUAAACUCAUCCCAGGUUUUGUUAGCAUAAACGUAUCUUUAACCCUCAAUCUUGAAUUCAAAUGGGUCUGGAUUUCCUAAUUUAUAGUAAUUUUCUAUAAGUACAUUGAUAGAAUUAUUCUGUUUCUUUCUUAUCUCUUAUGCUGUCAGAAUUCUGCAGCUGGAUUAGCUAUUCAAAUAAUAACAUUUAUUUCUCUCCAGUUGCCUUUAGCUUUUGCUGUUAUGUAAUUUCACCUUCCUAGUGUGUAGUUAUUUUUAUUUGUCUUGUUUGAGAUUUGUUUCCUUUUUGAGAUGUGAGGGUUUAUAUAUUCAUUAGUCCUGGGUAUUAAGCUAUGUAACUCCACUAUGUCUGUGUGCUACUUCCUCUGGUCUUACCUUCAUCAGUUACUUACUUUUAGCCAUUUGUUGGACUGCCUCAUUGUGUUGCUCAUGCCUCCUGUUUUUACAUUUGCAGUCUCUAGGUCUCCUGGCUAGGAUCUGAAUUAUUUCCUCAGACUUACCUUCUAGUUCAGCAGUUUUAUUUUCUGCUAAAUCUAAUAUGCUAUUUCCCACAUAUUUUGAGCUUUGUUUUUUAUUUCUGUGACUAUAUUUUUUGCAUAUCUAGAAUAUGAUUUGUCUCUUUUUCAACUGCACCUUUUAUUCUUUACUGCUCUUUGUUCUCUUAAUCAUUAAUCAUGCAUGAGAAUUGUUACUGUUUCUUUUUUCUUGUGCACUUCCUAAUAGUCCUGUGCUUUGUAAGACACAUACUGUUUGAUUUGCAAAGGCAAUACUUUUUUUUCCUUAGGGUACAUAAGUCAUAUGUUUUACCCUAGUUCUGUUUGGUUAGUGCUCUUGAUCAGGUGUUUAGCAGGUAUCAAUGACUCAGGGAAGGUCAAAGUCAGAGAGUAAGUCAUGGGAUGAUGACCUGUAUUAGAAACUGAUAUUCCAUCUCCAUGAUUGUUUGCCCUAUUAACCCUGCCAUUCUCACAGUUGCGAUGAAUCCCAUCAUGCAAAGAAUUCUUUUUCUUCCUCAAAUUCUUCAGUAUGGAUUAAAAGCUACCUCUUUCUUCUUUGUGAUUAAAAAUUAUUUAUUUAGCAUGCAUUAUGUACCAGGCACUCAAAACCAGAGUGCAGUAAAUUACCCAGAAGAUAGAAAAGUCCAGAAAAAGAGGAUGUGUUAUGUAUCCCAGUCAUGCCUGGCCCCUUCAGUGCAAGUGUACAAAUUUUUAUUUAUUUAUUUAUUUAUUUAUAUUCAUAU